GGUGCUGGGUACAGUCACGGUGGAACGCGAAAUUUAAUUACAUGAGUCUAAUCAUAACCUACAGUACACACUACAUCGCGAAACAUCAGGAUAUCGAUCAAUCGAGCGAAUUAUUGUAAUAUAUCAAAUCGUCCGUGAAGCAUAGGUUUAUUAUUAUUCAAUUGGUUUUGGUAAAGCAUGGAUCGAGUGUUCGAUCAUUUGCGGUACGUUCGGUGUCCGACGUGUUCCCGCGUUUUUUGUUGCACCAAACACCGGGUGCAGCAUGAGAGGCGCGUGCAUGUCGCGGUUCCUGGGGGGCCGGUGAUCAGACGCCGCUUCCGGUCGCAGGUGCUGCAGCAACCGGGAAAACAGAAGACGGUUCAUCUUGGCGGCCACUCUCCCACCAAUAGUCGGAAGAGGUUGCACGUGGACAUCGCCCAGACCGCGACGCAGUCCAUCAGCAGCGGCUUGCGAAUUAUGGAACUGCGCCAUCACCGCCGCGUCGAAGAGUUGCGCCGGACUGAAGAGAUGCGCAGUACCGAAGAACGGCGCCGGACUGAGGAACAGCGCUGGACCAUGGAACAGCGUGCGAUGAUGAUAGAGGCGUGCGCCCGGAACACACUCAAGGCCCGUCGAUCCAGCCUCACGACCAUCAGACACCUGCGGCCGGUGGCCGAAAGCAGUCCCGCGGUCCCAGUGCCGCCGCCGUGCACGCCGCACACCACGACCACGGGCGCAACCGAGUCUGCGGUCACGCCUGCCGAGUGGUCGGUAGUCGUCUCGUCGGUGGGUAGCCCGCCGAGCUUUUAUCAGACGCCGAUGCAGACGCCGACGCAAAAGUUUCCCGACACACCGUCGCUACAAAAGCUCCCAGACACGCCGUUACAAACGCUUUCGGACACGCCGUUACAAACGGUCCCGGACACGCCGUUGCAAACGCUUUCGGACACGCCUGUUAACGGCAAAACACCGUGCAAUGGCGGAAGUGUUAAGCGCGUGUCGUUAGACGACGGUUCAACGCAAAAAGGAUUUUUCUGGUCGAACAUGGCUCGUCGUUUCCGGCUAGCGCUGCGGCCGGCUAAACCCAAAAUCGUCGAGAACAACAACUGUCCAUCGCCGUCUGCAUCACCGAACGUGGAUUGCGUGGUCAAUCCGUACGGCAACAUCCAACCAAGAAGGCCAAUCUGUAACAACGACACGUUGAUGACACCCGUCCAUCCCAGACCGUCGCUCGAGGCCAUCCGGAAGGCCCACGAAGAAGCAAGCAAAGCCUUUAACAGAUUUAUGACUGAUUAAAAUAUGUUUUCUGGUAAGCGCAACAGACACACUUCAUUUGGUGACAGGUAAUUUUUUUAUAUACAUUAAUAUUAUUAUGUUAUUUAUCUACUGAUUUUUUAUAUAUUUUAUUUUUAGCUUUAGACUUGGGGAGGGGGGUUAAUUGAAUAUUUUAUUUAUAAAUCGAUCAUGUUACAAUUUGUGGACUUAUUGUGUUUUUUCUCGCUUCUGUAUUUUUUAUCUAUAAUGUACUAAGUAUAAUAAUAAUUUUGUUUAUUUAUUAUAAAAACAAGUUUUA
Molecule: messenger RNA, 1552 nt
Organism: Rhopalosiphum maidis (corn leaf aphid)
Lineage: Eukaryota; Metazoa; Arthropoda; Insecta; Hemiptera; Aphididae
Exons: 3
Coding region: 178-1275 (365 amino acids)
Source: RefSeq, a predicted model, not a curated record